Messenger RNA from Juglans microcarpa x Juglans regia, 924 nucleotides. RefSeq lists its product as uncharacterized. Gene Ontology annotation, molecular function: zinc ion binding; nucleic acid binding. The transcript has a single exon. NCBI's taxonomy places the organism in Eukaryota, Viridiplantae, Streptophyta, Magnoliopsida, Fagales, Juglandaceae. The coding region runs from base 1 to 924 and encodes 307 amino acids. The record is from RefSeq and is a predicted model, not a curated record.
AUGGCGGAGGAUUUGGAAGGUCUGUAUGGAAGGUUGUCCUUAACGGAAUCUGAGGAAGAAGUGGUUUUCGUCGAUGAAGAGGUGGUUCGCGAUACUGUUCGUCGGGGCGAAAGGUGUUUGAUAAUUCAGUUCCUGACUCUGAAACACUAUAAUAAGGAAGCUUUGAAGCAGAUGCUGCGAAGAAUUUGGCGUCCUGCGAAGAUGAUGCAUAUUCAAAACCUAGAUUCAAAUUUCCUGAUUGCAGAGUUUGAUGAUGUUAAAGAUAAGGAGAGAGUGGUCAGGGAUGGCCUAUGGACGUUUGAUAAACAGUUGGCUUUAGUCAAAGAUUUUGAUGGUGCUCAACAAACGCAAAUGUUGCAUCUCACUGAGGCGUCAUUCUGGGUGCGAGUUCACGAUCUGCCUCUGAUGGCCCGCAAUGAGACUGUGGGUAAAUUGAUUGGAAAUGCGCUAGGUAUUGUAGAGGAAAUUGACCUACUGGAAGGGGAACUUGCUUGGGGUGAAUAUUUGCGGAUUCAGGUUUGUAUGGAUAUUACAAAGCCUCUGUUAAGGGGCAAAAAAUUUUGUGUUGGUGCUCAUGUGCCUUAUUGGGUAAGAUUCUCUUAUGAGAGAUUACCUGAUUUUUGCUACGUGUGUGGGAGAAUUGGUCAUGCUCAGCAAGACUGUGAUCAGAGGGAAAGCAAUGACUCGCAUCAGGGUCCUCUUCCUUAUGGUCAAUGGUUGCAUGGACUAGGUCGUGGAGGAAAAAUCUCUGAGGGUUCAGGGCAUCCUCAACCAUCUGCGGUGAAGGGGGUGCCGGACCCUGGUUCCCGUAAAACAUGCACUGUUGCGGAAGCCGUUAUUGAAACGACAAUGUUGAAACCCUUGGGUGCUGAUUUUUUGGAAAUUCCAAACCCACCCAUUAAGGCGAUAAAUUUAACUGAGUGA